UUUUUGCCUACCCACGCUGAUCCUUCGUUUGCGCCUGUGGACGAUCUCCCUCUGAUCAGCUGCAAAAAGAUUUCUUGGCUUUCGCCAUCGUCGACUUUCGUUAUCCUCUGCCUCUGCCUCUGCCUCUCUCACCCCGCCGCCGUCACCGUCACCGUCUCAUGGACUAAGGCAGCUUGAAGAAGAAACACUCGUCACUACAGCAACACACCCCGUGAACCUCGCAUCACGAACCGUCAGCGACGAUAUCCUCUGCCUCCUUGCUGUCGCGCUUGGAGAAGUCAACGUCUUCUCCCCCGCCCCCUGCUGGCGCGCUGCGCAUACCGGCGCACCAAGACCCGCCUCUUCUCGUCGCCUGUCUAGGAAACCGCCAACAUGACGCUCCAAGACGAAAAGCCCGUCGGGGCUGUCCAGAACCUCGCCGAGACGUCUGAGAAGGCCGCCGCCCACCAAGGUCACUCGGACAGGGCGUCGUCGCACGGCGGCUCGACCGAGGUGGACGCCUCGAGCCAGCCCAAAAACCCCAACGCCGCGAUCAACAACCUCGAAAAGGCCGACUCCAAGGCUGUCGCGCCCAAAGACGCCGACGACGACCCCUACGAGCACCUCCCCGCAGACGAGGCCGCCGUCCUCAAGCGCCAGGUCUUCACCCCCGAGGUCAAGGCCGGCAUCAUGACCCUGUACCGCUACUCCUCGACCAACGACAUCCUCAUCCUCGCCGCCGCCGCCUUCACCUCCAUCGUCGUCGGCGCCGCCCUGCCGCUCAUGACCGUCAUCUUCGGCAACCUGCAGGGCACCUUCCAGAGCUACUUCAACGGGCAGUCGUCCAAGGACGACUUCAACAGCGAGAUGGCCGGCCUGGUCCUGUACUUUGUCUACCUCGCCAUCGGUGUCUUCGUGUGCCAGUACGUGAGCACCGUCGGCUUCAUCUACACGGGAGAGCACAUUAGCGCCAAGAUCCGCGAGCACUACCUCCAGAGCUGCAUGCGCCAGAACAUUGGCUUCUUCGACAAGCUGGGUGCCGGCGAGGUGACGACGCGCAUCACCGCCGACACCAACCUGAUCCAGGACGGCAUUUCCGAAAAGGUCGGCCUCACCCUCGCCGCCCUCGCCACCUUCAUCUCGGCCUUCAUCAUCGGCUUCAUCCACUACUGGAAGCUCACGCUGAUCCUGCUGUCCACCGUCGUCGCCCUCCUCCUGAGCAUGGGCGGCGGCUCCACCUUCAUCGUCAAGUACAGCAAGCAGUCCAUCGAGUCGUACGCCCACGGCGGCAGCCUCGCCGACGAGGUCAUCAGCUCCAUCCGCAACGCCAUCGCCUUCGGCACCCAGGACCGCCUCGCCAAGCAGUACGACGUCCACCUGACCAAGGCCGAGCUGUACGGCUACAAGGUCAAGUCCGCCAUCGGCGUCAUGGUCGCCCUCAUGAUGACCAUCCUGUACCUCAACUACGGCCUCGCCUUCUGGCAGGGCAGCAAGUUCCUCAUCGAGGACGGCAUCGCACUGUCCAACAUCCUAAUCAUCAUGAUGUCCAUCAUGAUUGGCGCCUUCAACCUCGGCAACGUCGCCCCCAACGUCCAGGCCUUCACCACGGCCAUCGCCGCCGCCGCCAAGAUUUACAACACCAUCGACCGCGUCUCCCCGCUCGACCCCUCCACCGACGACGGCAUCAAGCUCGACGCCGUUGAGGGCGCUAUCCGCCUCGAGAACAUCAAGCACAUCUACCCGUCCCGCCCCGAGGUCACUGUCAUGGAGGACGUGUCCCUGAACAUCCCCGCCGGCAAGACCACCGCCCUGGUCGGCGCCUCCGGCUCCGGCAAGAGCACCAUCGUCGGCCUCGUCGAGCGCUUCUACGACCCCGUGCGCGGCUCCGUCUACCUCGACGGCCACGACAUCAGCACCCUGAACCUGCGUUGGCUCCGCCAGCAGAUGGCCCUCGUCAGCCAGGAGCCCACCCUCUUCGCCACCACCAUCUACCAGAACAUCCGGUACGGCCUCAUCGGCACCCAGCACGAGGGCGCCUCCGACGAGGAGCAGAAGAAGCUGGUCGAGAACGCCGCGAUGAUGGCCAACGCCCACGACUUCAUCACCGGCCUCCCCGAGGGCUACAUGACCAACGUCGGCGAGCGUGGCUUCCUCCUCUCCGGCGGCCAGAAGCAGCGCAUCGCCAUCGCCCGCGCCGUCGUCUCCGACCCCAAGAUUCUUCUCCUCGAUGAGGCCACCUCCGCGCUGGACACCAAGUCCGAGGGCGUCGUGCAGGCCGCCCUCGAGGUCGCUGCCGAGGGCCGCACCACCAUCACCAUCGCCCACCGCCUGUCGACCAUCAAGGACGCCCACAACAUCGUCGUCAUGUCCAACGGCCGUAUCGUCGAACAGGGCACCCACAACGAGCUCCUCGCGAAGCACGGCGCCUACUACAACCUCGUCACCGCCCAGAACAUUGCCCGCGUCAACGAGCUGGACCCCGAGGAGGAGGAGGCCAUCGACGCCGAGGACGACGAGAUCAUCCGCCAAAAGUCCCGCGUCUCCGAGAAGGGCUACGCCGCCGACCCCGAGGACGACAUGGCGGCCAAGAUGCAGCGCACGACCACCUCCAAGUCCCUGUCGAGCAUCGCCCUCCAGAACCGGACGGAGGAGGGCGAGGCCAAGUACGGCCUGUGGACGCUGAUCAAGCUCAUCGCCUCCUUCAACAAGAAGGAGUGGAAGCUCAUGCUCAUCGGCCUCUUCUUCUCCAUCAUCUGCGGCGGCGGCAACCCCACUCAGGCCGUCUUCUUCGCCAAGCAGAUCAUGACCCUGUCGUACCCGAUCACCGACGCCACCCCGGACGCCGUCCGCCACCAGAUGAAGAAGGACUCGGACUUCUGGAGCGCCAUGUACCUCAUGCUCGCCGGCGUGCAGUUCAUCGCCUUCGUCGUCCAGGGCAUCGUCUUCGCCAAGUGCUCCGAGAGGCUCAUCCACCGCGUGCGCGACCAGGCCUUCCGUACCAUGCUGCGCCAGGACGUCGCCUUCUUCGACAAGGACGAGAACACGGCCGGCGCGCUCACCUCCUUCCUGUCCACCGAGACCACCCACCUGGCCGGCCUCAGCGGCGUCACCCUCGGCACCCUGCUCAUGGUGUCGACGACCCUGAUCGCCGCCCUGGCCCUAGCCAUCGCCAUCGGCUGGAAGCUCGCGCUCGUCUGCACCGCGACCAUCCCGAUCCUCAUCGGCUGUGGCUUCUUCCGCUUCUGGAUGCUCGCCCACUUCCAGCGCCGCUCCAAGACGGCCUACUCCAACUCGGCGAGCUACGCAUCCGAGGCCAUCUCGGCCAUCCGCACCGUCGCCUCGCUCACCCGCGAGGACGACGUCAUCCGCCAGUACCAGGCCUCCCUCGCCAUCCAGCAGCGCAGCAGCCUCAUCUCCAUCCUCAAGUCCAGCCUGCUCUUUGCCGCCUCCCAGUCCUUCAUGUUCCUGGCCUUCGCCCUCGGCUUCUGGUACGGCGGCACGCUCAUCGCCAACCGCGAGUACGACAUGUUCCAGUUCUUCGUCUGCUUCUCCGCCGUCAUCUUCGGCGCCCAGUCCGCCGGGUCCAUCUUCUCCUUCGCCCCCGACAUGGGCAAGGCCCACCAGGCCGCCCACGAGCUCAAGGUGCUGUUCGACCGCAAGCCGACCAUCGACACCUGGUCCGAGCAGGGCGCCAGCCUCGACGCCGUCGACGGCACCCUCGAGUUCCGCGACGUCCACUUCCGCUACCCGACCCGCCCCGAGCAGCCCGUCCUGCGCGGCCUGAACCUCGUCAUCCGCCCGGGCCAGUACGUCGCCCUCGUCGGCGCCUCCGGCUGCGGCAAGUCCACGACCAUCGCCCUCCUCGAGCGCUUCUACGACCCCCUCUCCGGCGCCAUCUUCGUCGACGGCAAGGAGAUCAGCACCCUCAACGUAAACGAGUACCGCUCCUUCAUCGCCCUCGUCAGCCAGGAGCCCACGCUCUACCAGGGCACCAUCAGGGAGAACAUUGUCCUCGGCGCCAACAGCGAGGUCACGGACGAGGCCAUCGAGUUCGCCUGCCGCGAGGCCAACAUCUACGACUUCAUCGUGUCGAUGCCCGAGGGCUUCAACACCGUUGUCGGAAGCAAGGGCGCCCUGCUCUCCGGUGGCCAGAAGCAGCGCAUCGCCAUCGCCCGCGCCCUCAUCCGCGACCCCAAGAUCCUGCUGCUGGACGAGGCCACGUCGGCCCUCGACUCCGAGUCGGAGCACGUCGUCCAGGCCGCCCUCGACAAGGCCGCCAAGGGCCGCACCACCAUUGCCGUCGCCCAUCGCCUCAGCACCAUUCAGAAGGCCGACAUCAUCUACGUCUUCGACCAGGGCCGCAUCGUCGAGCAGGGCACGCACGCCGAGCUGAUGAAGAUGAACGGCCGCUACGCCGAGCUGGUCAACCUGCAGUCGUUGGAGAAGAACAGCUGAGUGCAUACACAAGGGGGCGGGGCACGUGUUUGAUUUGUUGCGAACUUGCAUCCGUGUGCGGGAGGUUCUGUGUGUCCAGAGAUAUCCGGAUCAUGACCAUGGUCCAUGUCUGUUUUGCAUUGUUGGGCGUUUUCUUUCUCAUCAUUCGGGACUGGUAUAAUGGGGGAUUGUACGGCAUAGACUGGCCGCUUCCACAACAAAAGGGGGUUUAGAGAGACGAGACGAGACGAGAGGUAUAAGAAGUACGUCGGGUUGCUGUAGCCUUUGGUUUAAUGAGCAGGGUUGAGAGGUCAGGACUCCCCCCUCUGGUACAUGAUGUACCCACUCACUUGAAGUAAUUCCAUUCUAUAUAUCCAAGCAGACCGUCCACUUGACCAUGCCGGUCCUCUCAACAUCCGUGACCACAAGCCCGGGCCGCCGGCUCC
Molecule: messenger RNA, 4859 nt
Organism: Colletotrichum destructivum
Lineage: Eukaryota; Fungi; Ascomycota; Sordariomycetes; Glomerellales; Glomerellaceae
Product: Putative Type 1 protein exporter
Exons: 3
Coding region: 373-4434 (1353 amino acids)
Biological process (GO): transmembrane transport
Cellular component (GO): membrane
Molecular function (GO): ATP hydrolysis activity; ABC-type transporter activity; ATP binding
Source: RefSeq, a predicted model, not a curated record